Molecule: messenger RNA, 459 nt
Organism: Monoraphidium neglectum
Lineage: Eukaryota; Viridiplantae; Chlorophyta; Chlorophyceae; Sphaeropleales; Selenastraceae
Exons: 1
Coding region: 1-459 (152 amino acids)
Source: RefSeq, a predicted model, not a curated record
AUGGCACGCACUGCGGACUGCGUCAAUUCGCCAAGCUGGUGGCCGACGUGCGACACGGCCGCGGACCUCAAGUGUGCCAGUGGAUGGAAGCUGCUGCCUGGCGGCAAGGGCAAGGGCACUAUCUUCUUCCCCAAAGGAAAUCAGCGCACAACGCGCAGCUACAGCACCAUGCUUCAGCUCGUGGCGCCUGCCAGCAUGCCCGCAGCCAAGAAGGCCUACCUGGACGCGGCGAGAGAGUUUGUGGCCGCCGAACUCAACUUCCUCAGCGGCGCGCGGCUGCCCACUGUUGAGCUGCAGGACGCGUACGACGCAGUGGCCAAGUUCCUGGGCACCACCAGCGAGGGUAGUGCCAUGAGCAUGGACCAAGUUCGCGUGGUGGCGUUGCAGGCGGGGCUGCUAGGUCGCUACAACAACGGCAGUCUGCCCUCAAACUUCCAGGCCCCACAGCGGUGCACGUGA